AUAAAAAGUAUAUAAUAUUUAUAUUUGUUUAAGGAAUCCCACUAAUAAUAUUUGGAUUAAAAUCCGGUCAUAGUUAUUAUAAGUGGACCCUACAUAACCUUUUAGUUAUAUCCAGUUUUAAUAAACAUAAUUAAACAAACCUAAAUCGUAAUGGAGAAGUUAAGAGUUUUUGAAUUGAGAGAGAAGUCAGAUGCAGAGCUCUUGAAGCUCCUGGAUGAUCUAAAGCAGGAGCUUGCAACAUUCAGAGUCUCAAAAGUAACUGCAACUGGAACCUCUAAACUCUCAAAAAUUACUCUAGUUCGCAAGGCAGUGGCAAAGGUAUUGACAGUUUAUAACCAGAGAAAGAAAGAAGAGGCAAGAAAAAAGUAUAAAAAACUGUCAAAAACGCCACUUAACCUGAGACCAAAACUUACAAGAGCUAAACGUAAAGCUUUAACAACAAAGCAGCUGACCAUGAAGACAAUUAAGGAACGUAAAAGGGCAGAAAACCUACCAAAACGUAAGUAUGCUCUUUUGGUCUAAACCUUCUUAAUUUACUAAGACACAUU
This is a messenger RNA of Theileria parva strain Muguga, 548 nucleotides long. RefSeq names its product 60S ribosomal protein L35 (gene RPL35). Gene Ontology annotation, molecular function: structural constituent of ribosome; mRNA binding. The transcript has 2 exons. Bases 151 to 522 code for a protein of 123 amino acids. NCBI's taxonomy places the organism in Eukaryota, Apicomplexa, Aconoidasida, Piroplasmida, Theileriidae. Gene Ontology annotation, cellular component: ribosome; cytosolic large ribosomal subunit. The record is from RefSeq and is a predicted model, not a curated record. Gene Ontology annotation, biological process: maturation of LSU-rRNA from tricistronic rRNA transcript (SSU-rRNA, 5.8S rRNA, LSU-rRNA); translation.